Messenger RNA from Oncorhynchus keta (chum salmon), 2194 nucleotides. RefSeq lists its product as uncharacterized. The coding region runs from base 111 to 980 and encodes 289 amino acids. Gene Ontology annotation, cellular component: nucleus; cytoplasm. Gene Ontology annotation, biological process: positive regulation of protein phosphorylation; signal transduction. The record is from RefSeq and is a predicted model, not a curated record. Gene Ontology annotation, molecular function: protein kinase activator activity. NCBI's taxonomy places the organism in Eukaryota, Metazoa, Chordata, Actinopteri, Salmoniformes, Salmonidae. The transcript is spliced from 2 exons.
UUACAGGCUGUGUUCUCCACCGGGCGGUCGGUCGGGCUACUCUACUCUGAAUUUACAAAUGAUACUAUAAUAUGAUGUGAAAGUAGCAAGAAAGAUCUCCUUAGCCAGGCAUGUUGUUUGUUUUGGAUAUUAUGGAAAAGCAGGGAACAUGCCAAGAUUGCUGCUUCAACUGGAUACUCAAAGCUUUUAAACCAAACUUAAAAAGAUGUCCUGAUGCGGCACUCCAAACAGUAAACGUUACCCUGCUGUAUCCCUCAUCUCAACCUGCUCCUCCUCCUCCUCCUCCUGUACUUCCUGCUCCUCCAGAACAGACUAUUGGUACCGUUGGUUCCUUCCUUGGGUCCCCAACCCUCACUCGGCCGGUUGACAAAUCUCUGCUUUCCCCCUCUUCUCCGCUCCCCCGGUCCUCGUCCCUGAACCUCCUCUCACCCCCCCGGUCCUCGUCCCUGAACCUCCUCUCCCCCCUCGCCCCAGUCUUCGCCCCACUUCCCCACGUCCCCGGCAACAUGUCCAUCGCCCUGAAGCAGGUCUUCAACAAGGACAAGACCUUCCGGCCCAAGCGUAAGUUUGAGCCGGGGACGCAGCGUUUCGAGCUGCAUAAAAAGGCCCAGGCGUCGCUGAGCUCCGGGGUUGACCUACGGGCGGCGGUAGCUCUGCCCCACGGGGAGGAUCUGAACGACUGGGUGGCCAUGCACGUAGUUGACUUCUUCAACAGGAUAAACCUCAUCUACGGGACGGUGUGUGAGUUCUGCACGGAGAAGAGUUGUCCGGUCAUGUCCGGAGGUCCUCGGUAUGAGUACCGAUGGCAGGACGAUCACAAGUACAAGAAACCAACGGCUCUACCGGCUCCCAAGUACAUGAACUUGCUGAUGGACUGGAUCGAGGUUCAGAUCAACAAUGAGGAUAUCUUCCCCACCAGCAUGGGUGAGUACUCUGGGUCUGCUGUAACUAUAUGCACAGUGGGGCAAAAAAGUAUUUAGUCAGCCACCAAUUGUGCAAGUUCUCCCACUUAAAAAUACGAGAGGCCUGUAAUACUUAUUUUCCACCAUAAUUUGCAAAUAAAUUCAUAAAGAAUCCUACAAUGUGAUUUUCUGGAUUUUUCCCCCUCAUUUUGUCUGUCAUAGUUGAAGUGUACCUAUGAUGAAAAUUACAGGCCUCUCUCAUCUUUUUAAGUGGGAGAACUUGCACAAUUGGUGACUGACUAAAUACUUUUUUGCCCCACUGUACAUCAGCCACACUCAACAGACCCAGACUUUUUUUUAGGAACUAGAAGCAGUGCUAGUGGGUAAUAUCACUCAGCAAACAAGGCCAGUAAAAACAAAUCCAUUAUAAUAACCAAUGUAGUGAUAUUUGUGUUGUUUGCUUUAUAACCCAUUGGUUCAUACGCGACUGUGAUAUACAAUAAGACCCGUGAUAUACAACCAAAAGACAACAGCCACACAGCGGCAGAAUAAAUUCAACCACACCUUCUGUUUCAUCACAAAACCGAAGAACAACAAUCUGUCCGAUGAAGUCCACAAAGCAAAUAACGAAUGUAUUGUACCGGCAGGGUAGCCUAGUGGUUGGAGUGUAGAGGUGGCAGGGUAGCCUAGUGGUUAGAGUGUAGAGGUGACAGGGUAGCCUAGUGGUUAGAGUGUAGAGGUGACAGGGUAGCCUAGUGGUUAGAGUGUAGAGGUGACAGGGUAGCCUAGUGGUUAGAGUGUAGAGGUGGCAGGGUAGCCUAGUGGUUAGAGUGUAGAGGUGACAGGGUAGCCUAGUGGUUAGAGUGUAGAGGUGACAGGGUAGCCUAGUGGUUAGAGUGUAGAGGUGACAGGGUAGCCUAGUGGUUAGAGUGUAGAGGUGACAGGGUAGCCUAGUGGUUAGAGUGUAGAGGUGGCAGGGUAGCCUAGUGGUUAGAGUGUAGAGGUGACAGGGUAGCCUAGUGGUUAGAGUGUAGAGGUGGCAGGGUAGCCUAGUGGUUAGAGUGUAGAGGUGACAGGGUAGCCUAGUGGUUAGAGUGUAGAGAUGACAGGGUAGCCUAGUGGUUAGAGUGUAGAGGUGGCAGGGUAGCCUAGUGGUUAGAGUGUAGAGGUGACAGGGUAGCCUAGUGGUUAGAGUGUAGAGGUGGCAGGGUAGCCUAGUGGUUAGAGUGUAGAGGUGACAGGGUAGCCUAGUGGUUAGAGUGUAGAGAUGACAGGGUAGCCUAGUGGUUAGA